This is a messenger RNA of Teleopsis dalmanni, 1147 nucleotides long. RefSeq lists its product as uncharacterized. Lineage: Eukaryota; Metazoa; Arthropoda; Insecta; Diptera; Diopsidae. The record is from RefSeq and is a predicted model, not a curated record.
CUCUCGGAUGUUGUAGCUGAGGAACAUGAUGCGGCUUGUCAAGGACUGUGAUGUGUCUAGCUAAGAUGAAGGAAGAGUCUCAUGUGUAGUGGUCGUGGUAUCAACAGGGUCAGUGCAGGUGAGCCCCUUCCCUAGUCAUAACUUUGAGGUGUCUGGCAGUAGACAAAAAAUGCAAAAUGGUAGGUUUUUCCAUAAAAAACCAAAUGGAGUUGAAGAAUGAAGAAAAUCGGGCUGGGAUAUCAGCCCAAACGUCGGUGGGAGGCGCAGUUGCUACCACCGGCGGGCGCGGUGAUUUUAUAAGCCGCGUCGCCAGUGACUGCACCUCUGCUGGGAUCGGAGCAGGUUCCAGUAGUUGUACUACUACUGCCAAACAACAGCGCAGUGAUGCCAAAGUUCCUGUAGACUUGGGUCACAAAGGCGCAAUUCCAAAAAACAAAAAUUCAAUGCAACGCAGUGAUGCCAUAGUCCCUGUAGACUCGGAUCACGAGAGCGUUGCUAGCGUCAACACAAUUGAGGAGGAAGCUCUUCUUCGUUCUCCGGGGGAAGCUGCUAAGGCCAUUCGUAGGCCUAGGGCUGAACCAAAUAAGGAGGGGUUGAAAGCCAAAUCCAGAUAUAAGGCCGCGAUAAAACUCUGUGCUCGCCUCGGAGACCGGAAUGAUCUGUCGAAGGAAGAGAAAGACAGGCUAGUCUGGGCGAAAGAGGAGAUAGAGAAAGGUCGAGCCUUUUUCGCAGGUAAAAGGUGGUGUGAACCCUCGGAUUCCAAAUUUGCAAAUCGAAUCGAGGAAGAUAUGGCAUGUAAAAGGCAGCGCUCAACGGAAAGCGAAGGUCCUUCUGGAAAGAGGCAAAAGCGUAAAGAUGAGGCUGUCCCUCAACAUAAAACUGCUACAAAAAGGACGAAAGCCGAUACUACUAAAAGGCCGGAAGCGUCCACAUUUAAAGCAGCAACAACAACAAAAAAGACGAAAGCCAGUGAUCCAAAAGAACAGGAAGCGUCUACAUCUAAACUAACAAUGGCGGAGAUAGUGGCCAAGCGACGCUUGAUUGUGGCACUUAUCGACCGCAGUGAUCCACAGGGUCAAAUGGUAGAAACUAGGUGGAAAAUAGUGGAAAUGAAGCUAUUAGAUGCUAUGUUCGCCAAAAUGAGCGC